AUGACCUCUGAAUCGACCGUGGUGUAUUACAACCAAUUGCUCAAAGCCGCAUUCGACAUGCAACGCCAACGUCACAAUCUCCAUGGCAAAAGAGGCCUGUUGGUCGCAGAUGCGUUUACAGGGAAUUUCGCAAACAAGCAGGGUGUUGAAAUUUGCCUCCAAAAUUGGAACAAAGUGCCAGAUGUCAUGUUUGCAAAAGCUUGGGAAUUCACUGGGCACGUCUCUAAGGAGGAAUAUCUAUCCAGAGGGUUGUUCACAGAAGAGCAGUGGAGCUCUUGCAAGCUUCGAGUGGAUCCUUUGGAGAUGGAUGCCGUGCUGGGCCCAGAAAACAAUGAGGAGCCAUCCAUUGACGAUCUGAUCUUUGGUGGCCAAAUGAAGAGGCGGCGUGUCAUAUGGCUUUUGUCUGAAAAGCAUCCUUCUCCAGACAUGGCCGUGAUGCCUGCUUGCUUGGUUCAUCCAAUCGAGAAGAGGAUUGCCAGCUAUUUGUAUGCUCAGGCUGAUGGUCGUGUCCCACAUGAGGUGAAAUCCAUGCAAACUAUUUGCAUUUCCAAAAGGCAAGGAAAAGAGUGCAGCUACAAACUCCUGCUGAAGCACACGGUCACGCAGGGCGAUGGCAGGAGGGCUUUCAAAGAAGAUGUCCCACAACGAACUUUGAAGGACUUGGCAGUAUUUAAUUUGGACAUGCAGAACCUCACACUUCAUGUGCGGGGGGAAGAUCACGCAAGAGUUCUGCAAUGCAAAGUCUUGGAGCCAGAUGAGAAGCAAGAGCACCAGCCCUUGUCACUUGAAGAGUUGAAGGAGAUCUUUCACAACGGAGCAUGUGUGGAAGAGGGAGAGGAUGAGGGCGAGGGGGGUGAUGUGGGCAACGAAGAUGCCAAUAUCGAAGCUGAGAAUUUGGAACCUGAAGAGGCACCCGCAUUUCAUGAUGAAGUAGAACCAGACAUGCCAGACAACCCACCGCCAGAAGAUGAGGACAUUGAGGCUUUGGACGGGGAGGAGUAUGAUUUGGUUGAGGAAGUCUUGUGGGAGGCACCAAUGUCCACGGGCAGGUCACCCAUCCCACAAGAAGCAGAUGCUAUUGUGUCCAACACAGCGUCUUCUAGCAAAGGGCUGAAUGCCACUCCAGCAGAUGUCCGUCAAUCUGUACCUCCAGGGGCGAAGCUACAGCAUAAGCGGGCCAAACUGGAGGGGCGUUGCAGUGGUUGGCAGGCUUGGCCCGCUGGUUCCUCCUCCGAUGGCCCCCAAUCCAAGUGGUUCUCAUAUGGUGUUGGAGGCCAGUUCGCUAGCAGUGAUGAAGCUCGUGACCAAGCCAUCAAAUGGACUUGGGGUCAAUCUCAUUAG
This is a messenger RNA of Durusdinium trenchii, 1341 nucleotides long. The record is from the annotation of a GenBank genome assembly. Lineage: Eukaryota; Dinophyceae; Suessiales; Symbiodiniaceae.